Magallana angulata is the source of this 2888-nucleotide messenger RNA. RefSeq names its product arylsulfatase J-like. The transcript is spliced from 9 exons. The coding region runs from base 96 to 1712 and encodes 538 amino acids. Lineage: Eukaryota; Metazoa; Mollusca; Bivalvia; Ostreida; Ostreidae. The record is from RefSeq and is a predicted model, not a curated record.
GGGACUGUCUAACGAUGCAAUGAACUUGUAGCAGUGUGUUUUGUUGUGGAAAGAACUAUCGGAAUCCAUUUUGAUCUGGCUACUGUGUUAAGAACAUGGUUGUGAAAAAUAUGCACAGACCCUUUGCUUUACUGUUGUUGGAUGUUGCUAUCCUGUGCAGGGUUUUUGUUGCAACAACCAGACCAAAUAUUAUUCUCAUUGUUGCUGAUGAUUUGGGUUACAAUGAUGUGAGCUUUCAUGGAUCCAACCAAAUCCCAACCCCCAACAUAGACAGUCUAGCCUAUGGAGGGAUUAUUCUCAACAACUACUAUGUGUCCCCUAUUUGUACCCCAACUCGUGGGGCCCUCAUGACAGGCAGACAUCCUAUACAGACAGGUCUCCAGUCUGGAGUGAUAGUGGCUUCUCAGCCCUAUGGACUGCCACUGAAUGAGACCAUCAUGCCUCAGUUCUUCCAGAAACUUGGCUACAGGAGACAUAUGGUGGGCAAGUGGCACCUUGGAUUCCACAAGAAAGAGUUUACCCCAAUGUACAGAGGCUUUGAGACUCACUAUGGAUAUUAUCUGGGCUGUGGAGAUUACUAUGAUCACACCUCAGAAGCCAAUGAGGAAUAUUUUGGGUUUGACUUUAUGAGAAACACUACCGUGGACUUUACAGGAAUUGGCCAGUACUCAACAGAACUGUUCAGACAAGAAGCCAACACUAUCAUACAGAAACAUAACACAUCAGAGCCCCUGUUUCUGUACCUGCCUUUCCAAGCUGUUCACAGUGGCAACCUUCCUAGUGGAAAGAGUCUUCAAGCACCAACAAAAUACAUCAAAAGAUUCCCUCAUAUAAAAAAUACAGAGAGAAAGACAUAUGCAGCAAUGGUGUCUGCUCUAGAUGAUGCUGUUGGAUCAAUUGUGCAAACACUGAAAGACAAAAAUAUGUAUAGCAAUUCUAUUAUUGUCUUUACAACAGACAAUGGGGGACCUGCUAAUGGAUUUGAUGGCAAUGCUGCCAGCAAUUUUCCUCUGAGAGGAGUUAAAGCCACACUGUGGGAAGGAGGAGUUCGAGGAGUUGGCUUCAUUUCCAGUCCUUUACUCCAGACCAAAGGCUACGUAUCCAAUCAGAUGAUUCACGUCACAGACUGGCUACCUACCCUCUACACAGCUGCUGGUGGUAAGGCAUCAGAUCUUCACAAUCUGUAUGGCAUUGAUCAGUGGGGGGUGCUGCAGACCAAUGGCAAGCCGGUCAGGACUGAAAUUCUCCACAACAUUGACCCAAUGGACAAAACUGAAGCUAUCAGAGUUGGAGAUUACAAACUAUUACACGGACCUAUUACUGGAUAUUGGGAUGGCUGGUAUCCCCCAUAUCAAUUGUCUGAAAAAUUGAGUUAUGACAAAAUGCAGAUGAGUGUAUAUAAACACACCAACAGGAGUGAACUAGGUAUUUUACAGGAAACUGGCAAACCAGUGACAAUACAAUGCGGUCCUAAGCCUGCCAAUGCCAGCACAAAUUGUCAAGCCAAUAAAGUGCCAUGUUUGUACCAUAUUCCAUCGGAUCCUUGUGAGUACAAUAACAUAGCAAGCAGCCAUAUGGAUAUUGUAACAAAACUGUUGGCUAAAAUUGUGGAGUACAAGAGCACAAUGAUGGUACCCCCUGGAAAUAAACCAUUUGACCCAGCUGGAAAUCCACGAGUCAAUGGAGGCAUAUGGAGGCCAUGGCUGGACUAACUGACAGGCAUGCCCACUUAAGAGGGUUUUUUUUAGCAUAGAAGAUAUAUUUUUGUAUGCUUUUUUUUUUUUAAAACAUAUACAUUCCUAGAUCAACUAUUUCAAUGCAGCUUUAAGCAAUAGUAAUUUCAUAGUAGAUUCUGAAACUGUAGAAUGCAGAUUCAGAAACAAAUUUUGAUCAAAGGUCUGGCUAAUUCAAUUGUUUGGAAUCUGUCAGUUCUUAAAAUAGGUAAUAGAAUGACUGACCAAUUUUUGGUAGCCAUAUGAACUUAAAUUCAAAAAUCAAAAGUGAUUGACUGAAAUGUUCGUUCCUUAACUUUCAUCAAAUGUCAUUCACAGGUUAGACUUGUCAAGCUGAUGAUCUUUAUUUAUUGAAUUUUCAUUACAGAGAGUCAUAGAUCAGUAGUUACAUUGUUACUGUAAACUCUUAAUUAAACAAUUAUUCAAUGUAUCCACCUAAAAUCUUGAGAAGUAUUUCUCACAUUUUAAAAAAAUCUUGCGAGUUUAGCGAUUGCGAUUUUAUUUUCUAGUACUUGCAUAAAAUAAGGAAUCUACCGUUAACCUUAUCAGAUAUUAUCAGACCAAUACCUCAAAAGCCUUAUGUCACAUACCAGUCACAAUUUCCUAAUUGUUUCUGAUUUUCAGAAUAAAAAUCAGCAGGUUUACAGGUGUUCAAAUAUCAUCACAAACCAAAAUGAUGUUAGGUAGCAUAUCGGUUUAUAUAUAUGCUUAAUACAAGUUUGACUGUACAUGCAUGAAAUAUCAAGUUCAUAUUUGGAUUGUUUACAAUACAGGGAUGGAUUUAUUCUGCUGGUACCAAAUAUCAGGCUGGUGCAUAUAAUAUAUUGUUUGUCUUUCUUCUGUCCUUUACACUUUGAAUUUCAUGAAUGAAAUGUUUAGCUCAGUUUCAAAUAAACUAUUCAAGAUGGUUCACCUUGCUUUUGCAACCACUGGUAGCUUAUUUUCAUCAAAGACAUUCAGCUAAAGAUUUUUACAUUAUCAAAGUUCAAAUUUGAAUAGUGCAAUUUGUCUAUGAUUGUAUAACAAUAUUCUGAACCUUCUCUAAGACCUUGAUUCUAUUUUCCUUUUUUAUUUUUUUUUUCAUGUUUAGCCUAGUUUGUAACUUAAAGUUCAAGAUUUUUAAUUCAAUUUUCAAACAAAAAUACAUAAUGGUAA